Myxocyprinus asiaticus (Chinese sucker) is the source of this 8925-nucleotide messenger RNA. Its product is annotated as proline-rich protein 12-like. NCBI's taxonomy places the organism in Eukaryota, Metazoa, Chordata, Actinopteri, Cypriniformes, Catostomidae. The coding region runs from base 945 to 8909 and encodes 2654 amino acids. The transcript has 16 exons. The record is from RefSeq and is a predicted model, not a curated record.
AGUGCGCUCAGACUGCUAGAGAAGUGGCGAAUGUUGAGUACAAUUGUCAGUAGUGCCUCUAUGCUGUAACACGGGGCAGUACGCGCGAGACUUCCAGACAGACUGCGUAUGUGUGAGAGAGUGACAAGCGAGUCGGGAGAGGGGGAGCGCGCGCGUGUGUGUGUUUGUGCGCGCUCGCGCCUCUAGUCCACUCUUGAAAAUGGCGUCUUCUUGGCAAAAUAACUGAAAAUAGCUAUUUUCAUCCAAGGCAUUUAGCGUUUAUUCAAGAUUAUGAAGCAUUACAAUUGCCCUUUGAAUAUUUCAAAGCAACUUUACGACAGAAUUUAAAUGAACCUAAAGCCAGCAACCACGUUGUUUCUCACCAGGAUGUUCCAUGCCAUGGAUUUAUGCACGUAAAUAUUUGGGGCGCAACAGCUGACUAAAAACAAGCCAGUAGAGUAGUACUUAUAGAAUUAAAGUGUCUCACUUUUUGUGACAAUGCCAUACGUGAACAACCAAGAGGAAAUUGAAUACAAUCAGCGCGUGUCGUGUGUUUUAGGGGUUUAAUAAGCAAUGUCAUCAGAAUUCGACAUAAAGAGUGUCUGUACAUAGGCAUCAGCCGCGUUGCCGUUUCUGCUGCGAAGGACAAUAGACAUCGAGAUACAUAAGAGAGCAAAAGAGGGGAGGGGAGGAAGAAACCGGAUUUUUUGUGGUGGCUGUGGUUGGUGAAAUACCCCCCCGCCUCCCCUCUGUAUCCUCCAUCUCCCCCUCCUCCUUCCCUCCAUUCCUCUCCCCCUCUGUGCUGGUCCUAUUCUUGAGGACUUGCUUGUGAAACAGGAGAGAUAAUCAGACAUUGAGCGUACAGGAAAGGACACGGGGAGAGAUAGUGUGUUAGAAUUUAGGAAUUACCUCCCUCCCCUUCCCCCUGGUCUAUCUCUCCAUCUUCAUCCCUUGUCUCUUCUUUAAUGGAUAGAAAUUAUCCUGGCACAGGAUUUGGUGAUUUGGGCGCUGGAACGGGAUGGAGUUACGAGAGAUCGGCGAAGGCAAGUUUGGUUUAUGGGAGUUCCAGAUCCUCCCAUCCAGACACAGAGCUCCUCCACCGCCAAACUUAUGCCACACCACACCCCCUGCAGGGAUAUGCAACAAAUCACCAUCCAGGCAGUUCUGGACAGGGUGGGGCAUGGGGUGCAGGAAGGAGCUUAGGGCUCUCAGGCUUGUUUGAUACUGGUCUACAUCAUGCCAGCUCCUCAGGACCAGAUGCUUCAGUUAUGAAUUUGAUCUCUGCUUUGGAAUCUCGAGGUGCUCAGCCUCCUCCCUCUGCCUCUUCCCUACUCUCCCAGUUUCGCACCCCAACCUGGCAAACUGCAAUGCAUACUCCAGCACCUGCAGAGCUAUUCAUUUCUGGUGCACUACCCGGCUCUGGCUCAUUUCCCUCUUCCUCUGCUCUUUCGGCAUAUCAGCACCCUGCAUCCUUCUCCGGGCGCUCCUUCCCUGGGGUGACCCCAUCAUUAUCUCUGCAGGACACACCUACUUUCAGUCCUAAUUCCAACGGUCUCCUGUCACCCCAUGAUCCUUUGCUACACAUUAAGACACCCUCCCAGUCAAGUCUUGGCUUUGACCGUCUUCUGACUUCACAAAGUGGGGCUGCUUCGUAUAGAGGGUCACAAGAGCCCACUAGUGCUCCCCCGCCACAGGCACCUGCAUCCUCCUCAACACGCCACUUACCACCCCCUCAGUUUAAUCUACUCUCCUCACAGCUUCAGGACCAGUCAUCCCAGCUCUACAAUUCUUCUGUAUUUUCUUCUGCACCUGCGCCCCCACAACCUCCACAGUCCCAGGAAAGGGCCAUCCCCAGGCAAGACAGUGUGAUCAAGCACUACCAGCGGCCUUCUACUGCGCAGUCUCAACUUUCCUCUUCCACACCUCAUCCUCUACAGCAAUAUCUCAGUUGUGGCGCACCAGGAUACCAGCAUAUACCCCAUCAUCGGCAUGGGGGAGUAAACCGUAGCCCACUGGGUGAACAGAGUCCAUCAUCUGACCCCAUAUCCUCUCCCCGUUCAGAACAGGUUUACCGCCCUAUCAUCCAGCCCCCAUACACCUCCUCCUCAGUCUCAUCCUCAGCUGGCUCAGGUGGUAGCAUUGGAAAAAAAGGAAAGAGUUCCAGCUCAAGUAGUGGCUACUCUUCUUCUGGCUCUUCCUCAUCUCGUACCCCUCACACUCCUCCUUCAGCUUCUUCCACCUCCUCUUCCUCCUCAUCUGCCUCUAAUCCUAAUGUCUCAUCAAGUACCUCCUCUGCACCCUCAAGACAGCAACCACCACCUCAGUCAGCACCGCAACCCCAACCCCCUCCACCUCCAACAGUAUCAUCCAAUGCUACACAGCAGCAGCCUCCAAAACCUUGCUUGUCCACAUAUGGCUCUCCUGUUGCUCCCGUCAAACCAACUGCUGGCCUUCCUGGUCAAACCCCUCCACAGCAACAGUCAUAUUCACCAAGCCAGCCAUCCUCCACCCACCUACCACAGCCAUAUGGUGGAUUCAGUUCUCCACAGGCCCAAGAUCUUGGUUCUAGCCUUGGUGGGUCUGGAAAAGCAUAUGGAAGUCUUGGAUCAACAGAGCGUUCAUUUUCAGCUGAGGUAGUCUAUGGCUCUGAUUCAGGAUAUGGUUCUUUGCCACCAUCUCUUGGAGGGGCAGGAAGUCCAUCAAUGGGCUAUGGUGGAACAGGACAUUCGCCUGCCUUAAUGGUGUCCGGAGGUGGUACGGGCACAACAAGCAGUACCACUGUCUCAGGAGCUGGUAGUUCAGGAAGUGUAGGUGGUGGUAGUGGUAGUGUAGCAAGUGGUGGUGCAGGAUCAUACCACCUCCCAGAUUCUAGCCCUUUAUCCUCAAGUAAUUCUGGAAUCAUCCGCCCAGGUCUGCACUCCCCUGCGCCAUCUCGCCCUGCACAGUCACCUGGAGGGAAUGGGGGUAACAAGUACCUGUCCUCAGUUCUUUCCCCAGCAUUUCUGGCUUCUCCACAGGGAUAUUCAGACACAAGAGUACCAGCCAAACAGACACAGUCUUAUCAUACAACACCACCAAAAUCUAAGUCUGAUUCUGAAAUGCUUGGGGUAGAGAGAUCCCAAGAAGAGGAUGAAGAAGAUGAAGAUGACUUUUUGAUCCAGCACUUAUUGCACUCACAGAGUCCAGCACCCAACACCUCCCAGCACCUGUCUCAACAAGAUCAACAGGUAGCCUCACAACAGCAGCAGUCCCAGUCCACACCACAGAGUAGAGAUGGAGAAAAGAGUCUUUCCGCUUAUGAGCUCAACAAGGAAUCUGAGGAGCGUUACCAUUUACUGAGUGUCAUUCGGACAAAUAAUACCACCAACGGUGUGGCACCAGUUCCUGCUGGCUCUUGUGGUCCAGGAACAGGUUUAGAGAACCAGUUGGAGAUGUCUCUGAAAAAGCAACAACAGACUAAGACUGGUAGAGUGCUCUCUGGAACUGGAGCAAAUGGUGGUCGAAGUGCAGUUGAUUCUUUGCCACACUCUCACUCACAUGGUCAACACCCUAACCAACAUGACUCUCUUGGUUCAGUGGUCCAUUAUGGCAGAGGAGACCCUUACACUCAUCAAACCCAUCAACAUCACCCAUCACACUCACAGCAUUCUCAACAUUCACAGCACCCUCACCCCCAUUCAAUGUCUCACUCUCAUAUGGAUCUUAAGAAAGAUCAGGAUCCUUCAGAAUUACCCUACCUGCGAAAGACACCAGACUUGCAACAGCGACAGACCCAGUCCUCCCUUGGCCUAAUGGAUUCCCCACCCGACCAGGCUCAGCAAACCUCCCAAUCUCAACUUCUCCAAUCUGCCCUUUCUCAUACCACUCGUAACAAGAUGGACAACCAUCAGGUUUCUUCGCAGCAACAACACCCAAUGAGUCAGCGGGCAAUGGUUGGACAAACUGGUGGAAUAGGCACUGGUGGCUCUGGAGGAGUAGACAGUCAGCCACAGACCUCACAGCUUCAACUCCAGCUCCAGUCCCAAACUAUGGAGGCCCACUAUGGACGUGAGGCUCAUCAAAACCAAAGCCAGUCUAGUCACAAUUCAGUUUCACCACUAGACAUGCUAGAGAGAUCUCUCUCCAGGACAAAUAGCCGGGAAAGGACAGGGCCCUCUGACAGAGUUGGUGCAGGAGAUGGGAGCACCAAUGAUCAUCUCAGACAACAGCAACAGCAUAGGAUGUCCUCACACCAUCAGCCCCACCAUCCACAACAACCAGCAGCAGAGCUUCAUGAUUUCUUGUCUGAGCCUGAUAUGAGCAUGUCAACCCCCUCUCAUUUGCACCAUUUGACCUCACAUCAUCCUCCCCCUCAUGCCCACCAUCAGCCACAUCCUCGCCACCAACACCCUCACCAGCACUCUCACCACAUGCAACCAACUUCUGGACCUUCACAGCCCCAAGCCCAGCCCAGGGAACAAGAGCCCCAGCCACAACUGGAUCAGCUCAAAGAGCAUCAAUUUGAUACUGGCAGUCCUGUGGGGAAAACAGCUCAGAACCAGGGGCAGAGCCAAGAGCAGCAACAGCGGUUUGUGCCACUGACCUCUAUCUGUUUCCCAGAUUCUCUUCUCCAAGAUGAAGAUCGAUCAUUUUUCUCAGGGAUGGAGGAUAUGUUCUGCUCUGAGGACUACAAGGCUAGCUGUGCUGGGGGAGGUGAAAGUGCUGGGCAAGGAGGUCAGGAUGGUGUGCCAGAGGCAUGUGAAACAGUACAAGAUAGAAUGGAUGCAGUUAAAACAACAGGUGGUGGAGGAGGUGCAUAUGAUAUUAUGGGUCACCAUGGUGAUCAAGGCUAUGGGCAGUAUUGUCACAGCUUGUCUGAAUCUGGCAAUGGUACUAUGCACUUAGAUAUGGACCCCAUGAAAUCCCAUGAACUCCCAUCCACUGUAAACACAGAACAGCUGGGCUUAAUCCAGUCUCAGGGCCCAGGGCUUGGAAUGGGCAGUACUGGGCAUGUUGUGGACAGAACUGGAAACAAAAUUAUGAGCUCUGUAGGUAUAGGGAGUGGUCCUGGCACAGGGGGACUUACCUCACCGAUCUUUUGCUCCUCUAGGCCUAAAAAACUUUUGAAGACAAGCUCAUUUCACCUCUUAAAACAGCGAAAAGAUCAUAAUGCCCAACCACAGGCUAAGAAGAACUAUGCCCAAGAAUAUGAGUUUGAGGAUGAUGAGGAUAAAGCAGACAUUCCAGCUGACAUCCGCUUAAACAGUAGACGUCUCCCGGACUUGCUUCCUGAUCUUGUGUCCAGCUGCAGAAAGUCUGGAGGUGGUUCAGGAGUUGGCAGUUUAAGCUCCUUGAUGGGUGAUUUAGAUUUCUGCCACCCCUCAGGUUACCCAUCACUUGGACCUCCCCCAGAGCUUCUCCCUCAUGAUGGCCCAAAGAAAAGAGGGAGGAAACCCACCAAACCUAAACGUGAGGGUCCACCAAGACCCAGGGGUAGACCCCGUAUUCGACCUCUCCCUGAGCCUCCAUAUGGCAGGAGCAUGAUGGGACCUGGUGGAGAGAUUAAAAAGGGUCGUGGUCGAGGAAGAGGGCGUGGAAGGAAGGAUGAUCACAUAAUGGAGAUGCACAAAGACAUAAACAAGGGGCAGAACUACCAUCAACAAGCAACUCACCUUCAUUAUCAACCACAGUUACAACAGCACAUGCACCACCAUUUGCAACAACAGCAGCAGCAUCAACCACAACAUAUGCACCAACAACAGCACAUGCAUGUACAACACCUUCAUCAACAACAGCAACAGCAUCAACAGCAACAUCAUCAACAACAACUUGCGCAACAUCAGCCUCAGCAACAAUAUCAAGAGCCGAUCAAACCAAUCAAGAUUAAGCUCCCUAUUCCUUCCAUGCCCUCAUCUGACUCCCUGCUGAGGACAGACUCCCUGUCAAGUACAGAUCCAGUUCUGUCUGAUGGUUCGUUAGGAUCUGCACCAUCUCUUGGUUUGAGCCCAGGGCCCACUACCGGUAUUGACAUAAACAGAAAUGAUAUGAACUGUGGUCAGGAAAAGAUGAAGCAGAAACCCCAAGAGAUGUCCUGGGAGGAAGAAAUGGAUGAGCAAAUGACCCCAGAGGCCUGGGCCACCAUGGAGAAACUAUCUGGCUCAAUGGAGGAUAAGCCUUCGGAGCUAAAGUCUGGUUUCAUAACUUCCUUUCUGGAUUUCUUGAAAACGGGGAAGAAGCAGCCAGGCCCUGAAGCUCCACCUGGGCCACUCCCUGUGGAUGGAUGCUCCAUAGAUUCCUCUUUAAUAAAGGGAGGCAUUCGCCCAUUAUCACCACAUCCUCCUCCUCCACCCCCACCUCCCCCCUUCGCAGAGAACGAGGGGGAAGGAAGCCUGCCUCUCACUAACUGCCCAUCCCCCUGUAAAAGACUUGAUGAGGAGUUCAAGAGAAACUUGGAGACCUUGCCAUCAUUCUCCUCAGAUGAGGAAGACUCUGUCAGUAAGAACCAGGACCUGCAGAAGAGCAUAUCAUCAGCCAUUUCUGCCCUCUAUGACACACCCCACAGCCUUACUGCCAUUCAACCUCCACCCACACCAUCACCACCCACUCCACAAGCAGAAACUCUUAACACCCCCCCGCCACCACCCCAACCCGAGUCUGACCCACACGCACGCACUGAACCUGAGACAGAGAUAUAUGUGUCACAAGAGCUAGAUUCACACUCACGACCCAACCCACAUGAGGAGACACAUGUUUCUGAUGAGGAUGAGGAAGAACCUGAGCAAGAGAUGCAUAAAGAAAUGCAGCAGAAGAAAGAUAGCGAGAUUGAACCAGAAGAAGAGGAGUUUGAAGAGGAGAGGACAAGAGAAAAAGAGGAAGUAGGUCAAACAGGGACAGAGGAGAGAAAUGAGGAUGAGGUGGAAGAGUAUGAAAUGCAGGACGCUCCCAAGAUGGAUGAAUCUCCUUCUGAGCCUCCUAGUGUCCCUGCACCCCACUCUCCUCCAUUAUUUUCUCCUUCUCCCCCAACCUCCUCCUCCCCAUCCCCUCUGCCUCCUCCUCCUCUCUCUAUACCCUCCCCUCUUCCAUCUCAAGAAGAAGAAGAGAAUCUACAGCAGCAGCAACAACAGCCACUACUGCAUAAUUCCCUCCCUCCCAGUCCUUCUCCACCUGCUCUCCCCUCUCCCUCCCCACCUCCUCCCACACUCCCUCCCUCCACCACACCCCCACCAUCCUCUUCUCCUCCUCCACCCGAAGAGCUGCCCCAACCCUCCCCAGACUCGCCCCCCACCCCUGAAGAUGCCCCCACCCCUCAGAUCACUUCAUUGCACCUGGCUAAGAAGCAGUCCAAUGCAGCCAUUGCAGGAGAGAGUGAGGAUGAAGACAGUGAGAGUGGGGGGGAGGGUAUCUUCAGAGAAAGGGAUGAAUUUGUGGUGCGCACUGAAGAUAUUGGAACUCUUAAGCUGGCUCUGCAGACGGGGCGAGAACCUCCUCCAAUCUGGAGGGUCCAGAAAGCUCUGCUGCAGAAGUUUGCUCCUGAAAUCAAAGAUGGACAACGGCAGUUUUGUGCUACCAGUAAUUAUCUGGGCUACUUUGGAGAUGCGAAGAUGCGUUAUCAGCGCUUGUAUGUAAAAUUCUUGGAGAAUGUGAAUAAAAAGGAUUAUGUUAGAGUUUGCUCACGGAAACCCUGGUAUCGGCCCAGUCUCACACUGAGGCGCCAGUCUCUUCCCAAGCCUUCACCUGUACGUAGCCUGACUCCACCGCGCAUGGAACGAGAGGAUAGGAAGAAGGAGAGAGAGAAGCAACGGGAGAAAGGGCAACGCGAAGAAAGAGAAAAGGAGAAAGAGCGAGAAAGAGAACAGGAAAGGAAGAGAGAAAGAGAGAGGGAGCAGAUGGAGAAAUCUAGGAGAGAAAAGGAGAAAGAGAAGGAGAGGGUGAGAGAGCUUGAAAAGCAAAGAGAGAGAGAGAAAGAAAGGGAGAAACAAAAAGAAAAAGAGAGGGAAAAAGAGAGACAAAAAGAAAUGCAGAGAGAGAAAGAAAGAGAAAAACAAAGAGAGAGGGAUAGGGAAAAGGAAAAACAAAAGGAGAAGGAGCGAGAAAGGGAAAGGGAGAGGCAAAGAGAAAAGGAGCGAGAGAAGGAAAAGAAGCUCCAAGAGAGACAAACUGAAGAGAAGCUGGAGAGGAGAACUGCAGUUGUAGAUCGAGGGAGGGUCAAAGAUGAGAAAAGAGUAGGAGAGAAGAGAGUUGAACGGACAAGGUGUAAACCUGUGAAAGUAAAGUCAGAACCUCCACCCAAAAAGAGGAAAAAGUGGCUGAAAGAAAUGCCCUACUCCUCUGAUUCAGACUCCUCUGCUGAUCCACCCAGUGAGGAUGAAGUGUCCAUACGCAGUGGGAUGAACAGUCGGGCCAUGAGAGAGAUGUUCCGUAGUUAUAUAGAGAUGCUGGUCAGCACUGCUCUGGAUCCUGACAUGAUCCAAGCUCUGGAAGAAACCAAUGAUGAGCUUUAUCUCCCACCUAUGAGGAAGAUUGACAGUAUCCUCAACGAACAGAAACAAAGACUGUUGAGGAGGGUCAACAUGUGUGUUCAGCACCAGGAGGUACUGCACAUGUUCCCUCAGAUGACAGCAGACCCCCUGGACUCUGGAGCUGUUAAAGUGCACCUGGGUGGUGAGAAUUACAAUCGUAAAACCCUCAAUAGAGUCAAAAGGAGCCUUCCCAAACAGCAGGACCUGAAGCUAUCAACAGAGACUUGCCGAAUAUACAGUCUCUAUCACUCUCUCCACCACUACAAAUAUCAUACCUUUCUGCACUGUAAAAAGGAGACGGACAGUAUAGAACAGGCAGCAGAAGAUCCAGGUCAGGAGGAGGUGGUACAGCAGUGCAUGGCCAACCAGGGCUGGCUAGAGACUCUAUUCAACUCCUUCACUGAACUGCUGACGCUUAGCACCAAGGCUUAAGAUUCAACUGUCAGAG